GACGCUGCCGACGAAUGGUGCGCACCUCUGCUCAUGAAGGUCUUCCCACAACCCUGCCAAGGCUUCAAGAGCGCAUAUUUCCUGGGCUUGGCGAAUCUUGCUGCGAUCGGCCUGAAUGCACUCUUGACGGUGGUCUGCAUUGCCCUCAUCAUCCAGUAUCUCGAAGGAACAUUCCACAAGGGCAUCUACCGCGUCUCUGCCGCCGUUGUACACGGCAUCUCGACGCUGAUCGUGUUGGGCUGCUUCCUUGCGUACAUCCUGGAGGCGGUUCGUCAGCUGGAUGCUGUAGGAGGCAACGGCAUUCCCAUUUUGGCACAGGCGAGCCGCGGGAGUGGUGUAAGCAUCGGGAUCUUCAUCAUGGGAGGCGGCCUCCUCUUCCAG
Messenger RNA from Symbiodinium sp. CCMP2456, 381 nucleotides. NCBI's taxonomy places the organism in Eukaryota, Dinophyceae, Suessiales, Symbiodiniaceae. The record is from the annotation of a GenBank genome assembly.